AUGGAUAAAACAGAAGAUUUGAAUGAUGAAAUAGGACAAGCGGGUGAUUCUCUUCAACAAGCAGAUUCGGAAUGUCAAACUGAAAAUGUUAUUUCGAGUGUUGAUAAUAGCAACACCAACAAUACUGAUGCUAAUCGACCGGAAAUGAUCGAUACAGCAGUGAGAUUUAUGAGUGAUCCAAAAGUUCAACGAACCUCAUUCGAAAACCAGAAACGUUUUCUACGCUCCAAAGGAGUGAGCGAUGCUGAAAUUGAACAAGCCAAGCAAAUAGUGAUCUCACAAUCGCAGACAAUCGCUGAGUGUCCAUCGGUGAUCACAGACUAUAUGCGAUUCAGUGGUCAUCUGCUGUGA
Molecule: messenger RNA, 351 nt
Organism: Anisakis simplex (herring worm)
Lineage: Eukaryota; Metazoa; Nematoda; Chromadorea; Rhabditida; Anisakidae
Source: the annotation of a GenBank genome assembly